AUGGCAUUGCAACUACAACUCCCGGCAGCGGAGGAUCGAUCGACUGCGAUGGAUGCGAUCGCCGCAGAUGGACACACAGAGAGACCUGGAGUCCGUCGGAGCCAGGUACUGGACGCCUUUUCGCCGGUCAACGAGAACGGGAGCUUCGAGUUCGACCGGGUGCUGAAGAGAGGCAAGGUGCUGCGGCGGUCGAAGAGCAAGCAUGCAUUCAAGUCGUCGUGGAAGCCCGGAUACUUGGUUCUGCGGCCAAACCUGCUCUCGCUAUACAAAGACAAGGAAGAGGCCCAGCUGCAGCUCGCCAUCUCGCUCUCUGACGUCUCUGCUGUUGCCCACGUCAAGUCCACGCCCAAGUCGAACAGGCCGAACGUCUUUGGCGUCUUCUCGCCCUCGAAGAACUACCGCUUCCAGGCUACGUCGGCAGAGGAGGCAGAGUCAUGGGUCGAGCAGCUGCACCGUGAGUGCUCGGUCGACUACCCGGACUCGGUCGUGAACUACUACGAACAGAUACACGGCCGGAAGCAGACGGUCGCAGAGGCAGAGGAGAGUGCGGCUGAGAUGUCAGAGAUCGAAGGCAGAGGAGGCACGGCGGCUCCGGGACAGGUACAUUCCCUCUUGAAGGCGCCCGUGCAGCCGGACAGGCUGAAGCGCCGGACCACCCAGGACUACUCGGGCAACGAGAUCACCUCUUGCUCCGAGUUCUCUGACGCUGCCGGCCAGUCGUUGCCUUCCGCAGGGCCACAUCCUGCGUUCAACCGGAAAUCCUUCUCUCGGUCAACCCAUAGAGACCAACCACAGCCACUACCACAACCACAACAGCAGCAGCAACAGAAUUUACGCCGCCUGGCCAGUGGCCAAAGUGAAGCUGCUCCUAGCCAGCCAGAUCCGGAGGGCGUUAUAUUCCAAGGCUAUCUGCAAUGCCUAAAGGGCCGAAAGGGCGUCCGCAAGUGGAAAAAGCUAUGGACUGUGCUCCGGGUUCAGAGCCUAUCCUUUUAUAAGGACCAACACGAAUACUCGGCCGUCAAGAUCAUACCAAUGACAGAAGUCAUCAAUGCAGCGGAGGUCGACCCGCUCUCAAGGUCGAAGAUCUUCUGUUUCCAGCUCAUUACAGAGGACAUCACCUACCGUUUCUGCGCUUACGACGAAGAGUCGGUCGACAAGUGGCUCGGCUCGGUCAAGAGCGUGUUGAUGAGACUACAGGACUCGUCCAUUUACCAUUCCGCAGGAACCCUGAGUGGUUCCUUGAACACUCGUUGA
Molecule: messenger RNA, 1254 nt
Organism: Nannizzia gypsea CBS 118893
Lineage: Eukaryota; Fungi; Ascomycota; Eurotiomycetes; Onygenales; Arthrodermataceae
Product: PH domain-containing protein
Exons: 2
Coding region: 1-1254 (417 amino acids)
Source: RefSeq, a predicted model, not a curated record